This is a messenger RNA of Condylura cristata (star-nosed mole), 450 nucleotides long. It is a transcript of the gene DNAJB3, whose product is annotated as DnaJ (Hsp40) homolog, subfamily B, member 3. Gene Ontology annotation, molecular function: ATPase activator activity; Hsp70 protein binding. NCBI's taxonomy places the organism in Eukaryota, Metazoa, Chordata, Mammalia, Eulipotyphla, Talpidae. The record is from RefSeq and is a predicted model, not a curated record. Gene Ontology annotation, cellular component: endoplasmic reticulum membrane; cytosol. Gene Ontology annotation, biological process: protein refolding; positive regulation of proteasomal ubiquitin-dependent protein catabolic process.
AUGGUGGACUACUACGAAGUGCUGGGCGUGCCCCGCCAGGCCUCGUCGGAGGCCAUCAAGAAGGCGUACCGCAAGCUGGCGCUCAAGUGGCACCCCGACAAAAACCCCGAGAACAAGCAGGAGGCGGAGAGGAGAUUCAAGCAAGUGGCCCGGGCUUACGAGGUGCUGUCAGAUGCCAAGAAGAGAGACGUCUACGACCGGUAUGGCGAGGCGGGAGUGGAGGGAGGCGGCUGCGGAGCCGGCCGGGCCGGAGGCAGGCCCUACGAGGACCCCUUCGAGUUCGUCUUCACCUUCCGGGACCCGGCCGAGGUCUUCAGGGAGUUCUUCGGUGGCCAAGACCCGUUUUCGUUUGACUUCUUGGGAGCCCCGCUUGACAAUUUGGGGGAGUCAGAGGAGCUCCCGGGGGAGCAGAAACAGAGGGUCCGCGUCCCUUUUCUCCGCCUUCAAUGA